Dreissena polymorpha is the source of this 699-nucleotide messenger RNA. Its product is annotated as DBH-like monooxygenase protein 1 homolog. Gene Ontology annotation, molecular function: copper ion binding; dopamine beta-monooxygenase activity. Gene Ontology annotation, cellular component: secretory granule membrane. Bases 90 to 644 code for a protein of 184 amino acids. The record is from RefSeq and is a predicted model, not a curated record. Gene Ontology annotation, biological process: dopamine catabolic process; norepinephrine biosynthetic process; octopamine biosynthetic process. The transcript has 4 exons. NCBI's taxonomy places the organism in Eukaryota, Metazoa, Mollusca, Bivalvia, Myida, Dreissenidae.
UCUUAUCAGUAUUGGUCAUAGCGCCAUGGAAGGUAUAAAACCAAGCGUCAUCAACAGUGUUGUUAUCACACCCACGGUAUUCUUAGACCAUGUUGUUCUUUCUAUAUUUGCUGUUCAUGGUUUCCAUGACAUCAAGCCAUGAUCCGACGGAAACAUUCCCGCACAAGGCCACACUGGAUCCAAACUACCACAUUUUUUGGAAGACAAACCAAAGCAGCAUCACGUUCGAGGCGCACGUGGCAGCGCACGGUUACGUCGGGUUCGGUCUGACCGCCAACGCCAGCGGUGCAAUGUACCCUGGUGACGUCGUUAUGGGCUACGUCAGCAACGGACAGUCUUACUUUGGAGACUACCAUACCGAUCGACAUGGACAGCCGAUUCGUGACGGGUCACAAGAUUGGACCCUGCUCCUCGCCACCGAGGACAACGAGGGAACCAUUAUGAAGUUUAGCCGCGCUUUGCACACACGCGACAAACCAGACGACAUAGAUAUCAAUAGCGGUAUAAGCCACGUGAUCUGGUCGUAUUCUCGUGAAGACCCCAUUGCACCCACAAACUACACUUACCACAGAGCACUCAGGGGCAGCAUGGACCUUGAGCUCGUUUCAGGUGGAGGGACACCCGUGGGGCGGGCGCUGCUUUGAGAUGGAUCAUGCUGUGAAUACGGAAAUGAAUUAAAUCACAUGUGCUAGUAUUAAA